This is a messenger RNA of Chaetura pelagica (chimney swift), 4272 nucleotides long. It is a transcript of the gene TCHH, whose product is annotated as trichohyalin. Gene Ontology annotation, molecular function: calcium ion binding; transition metal ion binding. Gene Ontology annotation, cellular component: cytoplasm. Gene Ontology annotation, biological process: cellular response to cytokine stimulus; regulation of phosphatidylinositol 3-kinase/protein kinase B signal transduction; positive regulation of cell cycle G1/S phase transition. NCBI's taxonomy places the organism in Eukaryota, Metazoa, Chordata, Aves, Apodiformes, Apodidae. The record is from RefSeq and is a predicted model, not a curated record.
AUGUCUCACUUCUUGGAUGGCAUUUGCACCAUCAUCGGUGUCUUUCACAAACUUGUGAAGGAAGAUGGAGACUCCUCCAACCUCAGCCGAAAGAAGAUGAAGGAGUUCAUCCAGAGGGAGUUUGCAGAUGUCAUAGAUAAGCCCCAUGACCCUCAGACGCUCGACAAGAUUCUGCACUUUCUGGAGUGGGAUGGAGACGGGGAAAUAGAUUUCAAUGAGUUCCUGCUUUUGGCCUUCCGAGUGGCCAAGGCCUGCUACUGGUACCCACCAAAGGCACCAGGUCUUCUGCAGAGAACAAAGCUGAGCACCAGCAGCAAGUCACUCCGAGAGCCAGAAGCUAAGAGCAGAGAGAGCCAUCAGGAGCUGCAGGAAGAAGAACAACGAACCUGUGAGGACAAUCAUGAACCUGAGCUGCAACGAGACACCAGGGUCAAUGAGCUCGAAACACUAGAAGAAACAAGGAGUCAUCAACAGCAACAGAACACACGAAGAAGAAAUGAAGCAAAACUAAGCAGAGAGCCGGGGGAGUCAAUCCUCCAGAGAGAAGAAGAAAGAAGCCAAGAGCCACACAACUGGCAGAACAGCCAGAGAAGAAGUCAGCCACCAGGGCUGGACAGACGAGGCGACGUGCAACUCAGCAAGGGUGGCAGCUGGCAAGAACAUGAGGCUGGACGGAGGGCAGAUGAGAAGCAAAAUCAAGAGAGGACUCAAAGAGAACAAGUGGGAGACAUGAGGAGUUGUAGUCAAACCUGUGAACCUCAACAACUGCCAAACCGGUGGAGUAGCCAUCAGCUACAGGAGCCAGAACGACCAGCUUAUGAUCAAACCAACCAGUGGCCACAUGAAGAAGAAAGAGGAAGGCACAAGCAGCCACGUAAACCUGAGUUAAUAAGAGAAGAGAGAAACCGCUACCUACUACGUGCACUGGAACAAAAUGAACUUGAAGAAAGAGGCGACCAGCCAUGUGAGCCUGAAUGCCUGGAAACAAGACACCCACAUCAGUCAUACAUUCAGGACCCGCUAGAAAUUGAAACCAAUUACAAAGAGAAUUAUGAAGCAGAGAGAGAUAACGAUGAACAAAGAAACAGAAAGGAGGAAGAGCUUCAAUACACAGUAGCUAAAAGACAGAUACACGAUCAAGAAAGAGAAGACAGAGAUAUUGAAAAUAGACAAGAGCCUGUGCAGAAGAGGAGGAUCCAGCGGGAAAGGGACCUGGACCUUGAGGUCUAUGAGCGCCGCAGCCGUGAGACACAAGACAGGGAAGAGCCGGGGGCCAGGACUGAAAGGACACGAGACACCAGGGUGGUGGCAGCAGAAGCUGAUCUAGACAUCAAACGUCUGUCCCGGGAGCCACGAGCAGAGCCUGAAAGGAGGGAUCGAUCCCGUGUAAGAGAAGAUCAGGAGGAUGAGAGAAGAAUCCCCAGUGAAGAGGGGAGUGAAGAGCCCAGGCAGGGGAGGAGGAUCCAGCAGGAAAGGGAGCGGGACCUCGAGGUCUAUGAGCGCCGCAGCCGUGAGACACGAGACAGGGAAGAGCCGGGGGCCAGGACUGAAAGGACACGAGACACUAGGGUGGUGGCAGCAGAGGCUGAUCUACACAUCAAACGUGUGUCCCGGGAGCCACGAGCACAGCCUGAAAGGAGGGAUCGAUCCCGUGUAAGAGAAGAUCUGGAGGACCUGAGAAGAAUCCCCUGUGAAGAAGGGAGUGAAGAGCCUGUGAGGGACAGGAAGAUCCAGCGGGAACAGGAUCUGGCCCUUGAGGUCUACGAGCGCCGCAGCCGAGAGACACGAGUCAGGGAAGAGCCGGGGGCCAGGACUGAAAGGACACGAGACACUAGGGUGGUGGCAGCAGAGGCUGAUCUACACAUCAAACGUGUGUCCCGGGAGCCACGAGCACAGCCUGAAAGGAGGGAUCGAUCCCGUGUAAGAGAAGAUCUGGAGGACCUGAGAAGAAUCCCCUGUGAAGAAGGGAGUGAAGAGCCUGUGAGGGACAGGAAGAUCCAGCGGGAACAGGAUCUGGCCCUUGAGGUCUACGAGCGCCGCAGCCGAGAGACACGAGUCAGGGAAGAGCCGGGGGCCAGGACUGAAAGGACACGAGACACUAGGGUGGUGGCAGCAGAGGCUGAUCUACACAUCAAACGUGUGUCCCGGGAGCCACGAGCACAGCCUGAAAGGAGGGAUCGAUCCCGUGUAAGAGAAGAUCUGGAGGACCUGAGAAGAAUCCCCUGUGAAGAAGGGAGUGAAGAGCCUGUGAGGGACAGGAAGAUCCAGCGGGAACAGGAUCUGGCCCUUGAGGUCUACGAGCGCCGCAGCCGAGAGACACGAGUCAGGGAAGAGCCGGGGGCCAGGACUGAAAGGACACGAGACACUAGGGUGGUGGCAGCAGAGGCUGAUCUACACAUCAAACGUGUGUCCCGGGAGCCACGAGCACAGCCUGAAAGGAGGGAUCGAUCCCGUGUAAGAGAAGAUCUGGAGGACCUGAGAAGAAUCCCCUGUGAAGAAGGGAGUGAAGAGCCUGUGAGGGACAGGAAGAUCCAGCGGGAACAGGAUCUGGCCCUUGAGGUCUACGAGCGCCGCAGCCGAGAGACACGAGUCAGGGAAGAGCCGGGGGCCAGGACUGAAAGGACACGAGACACUAGGGUGGUGGCAGCAGAGGCUGAUCUACACAUCAAACGUGUGUCCCGGGAGCCACGAGCACAGCCUGAAAGGAGGGAUCGAUCCCGUGUAAGAGAAGAUCUGGAGGACCUGAGAAGAAUCCCCUGUGAAGAAGGGAGUGAAGAGCCUGUGAGGGACAGGAAGAUCCAGCGGGAACAGGAUCUGGCCCUUGAGGUCUACGAGCGCCGCAGCCGAGAGACACGAGUCAGGGAAGAGCCGGGGGCCAGGACUGAAAGGACACGAGACACUAGGGUGGUGGCAGCAGAGGCUGAUCUACACAUCAAACGUGUGUCCCGGGAGCCACGAGCACAGCCUGAAAGGAGGGAUCGAUCCCGUGUAAGAGAAGAUCUGGAGGACCUGAGAAGAAUCCCCUGUGAAGAAGGGAGUGAAGAGCCUGUGAGGGACAGGAAGAUCCAGCGGGAACAGGAUCUGGCCCUUGAGGUCUACGAGCGCCGCAGCCGAGAGACACGAGUCAGGGAAGAGCCGGGGGCCAGGACUGAAAGGACACGAGACACUAGGGUGGUGGCAGCAGAGGCUGAUCUACACAUCAAACGUGUGUCCCGGGAGCCACGAGCACAGCCUGAAAGGAGGGAUCGAUCCCGUGUAAGAGAAGAUCUGGAGGACCUGAGAAGAAUCCCCUGUGAAGAAGGGAGUGAAGAGCCUGUGAGGGACAGGAAGAUCCAGCGGGAACAGGAUCUGGCCCUUGAGGUCUACGAGCGCCGCAGCCGAGAGACACGAGUCAGGGAAGAGCCGGGGGCCAGGACUGAAAGGACACGAGACACUAGGGUGGUGGCAGCAGAGGCUGAUCUACACAUCAAACGUGUGUCCCGGGAGCCACGAGCACAGCCUGAAAGGAGGGAUCGAUCCCGUGUAAGAGAAGAUCUGGAGGACCUGAGAAGAAUCCCCUGUGAAGAAGGGAGUGAAGAGCCUGUGAGGGACAGGAAGAUCCAGCGGGAACAGGAUCUGGCCCUUGAGGUCUACGAGCGCCGCAGCCGAGAGACACGAGUCAGGGAAGAGCCGGGGGCCAGGACUGAAAGGACACGAGACACUAGGGUGGUGGCAGCAGAGGCUGAUCUACACAUCAAACGUGUGUCCCGGGAGCCACGAGCACAGCCUGAAAGGAGGGAUCGAUCCCGUGUAAGAGAAGAUCUGGAGGACCUGAGAAGAAUCCCCUGUGAAGAAGGGAGUGAAGAGCCUGUGAGGGACAGGAAGAUCCAGCGGGAACAGGAUCUGGCCCUUGAGGUCUACGAGCGCCGCAGCCGAGAGACACGAGUCAGGGAAGAGCCGGGGGCCAGGACUGAAAGGACACGAGACACUAGGGUGGUGGCAGCAGAGGCUGAUCUACACAUCAAACGUGUGUCCCGGGAGCCACGAGCACAGCCUGAAAGGAGGGAUCGAUCCCGUGUAAGAGAAGAUCUGGAGGACCUGAGAAGAAUCCCCUGUGAAGAAGGGAGUGAAGAGCCUGUGAGGGACAGGAAGAUCCAGCGGGAACAGGAUCUGGCCCUUGAGGUCUACGAGCGCCGCAGCCGAGAGACACGAGUCAGGGAAGAGCCGGGGGCCAGGACUGAAAGGACACGAGACACCAGGGUGGUGGCAGCUAAGAGAAGAUCAGGAGGAUGA